Messenger RNA from Colias croceus (clouded yellow), 1483 nucleotides. Its product is annotated as juvenile hormone epoxide hydrolase-like. Gene Ontology annotation, molecular function: epoxide hydrolase activity. The transcript has 9 exons. The coding region runs from base 26 to 1465 and encodes 479 amino acids. Gene Ontology annotation, biological process: epoxide metabolic process. The record is from RefSeq and is a predicted model, not a curated record. Lineage: Eukaryota; Metazoa; Arthropoda; Insecta; Lepidoptera; Pieridae.
AUAGUUGAUUUCAUUCUUCGCCUGGAUGACGAAGGUUGGCACUUGGGUUGGUAUUCUGGAAAUGGAAGGGAAUUUUAAGAUGUUACGCUUGAUACUCCUAACCAUCUUGGUGGGUGUUUCUGCUCCAAUACUGUACUUCUACUUCCAAAGCCCUCCUCCGCUACCAGACAUCGACCUGGAGGAGUGGUGGGGGCCCAAACUCGCUAAAUCCAAGUAUAAUGACAGUAUCGUACCUUUCCAAGUGGAGUUCAGUAAUUUGAUCGUCAAAGACAUCAAGGAACGUCUCCGAGACCGUCACCCGCUCACUCCACCGUUAGAGGGUAUCGCUUUUGAAUAUGGCUUCAAUAGCAAACAGCUGGAGUCCUGGCUGAAGUAUUGGGUUGAGGAAUAUCCAUUCAGCGCUCGUGAAAAAUACAUAAAUCAGUACAAACACUACAAGACAAACAUUCAAGGCUUGAACAUACACUUCGUCAGAGUAACGCCAGAGGUCCCUGAAGGUAAAGAGGUGGUCCCACUACUGCUACUGCACGGCUGGCCAGGCUCGUUCCUGGAGUUCUACGACGCUAUACCACUCCUCACUGCUGCGAAUAAGGACAGGGACUUCGCAGUCGAGCUGAUCAUACCUAGCCUGCCUGGUUAUGGGUUUUCUAGUGGAGCAGUCCGUCCUGGUUUAGGUGCUGAUAAGAUGGCCAUUGUGAUGAGAAACCUUAUGUCUAGACUCGGAUAUAAGAAGUACUACAUCCAGGGUGGAGAUUGGGGAGCAAUUAUCACCAGCAUUAUGACAACUUUCUUCCCAAAUGAAAUACUAGGCUACCACACCAACAUGGCUUUCCUUAUGACGCACCCAUGGUCUUCCAUAGUUCUUCUCUUGGGCUCGAUAUAUCCACCCCUAGUGGUCAGCUCUGACGUGGCUGAUAGGAUGUAUCCUUUGGGAGAACACUUUAGUUACCUGCUGCAGGAGUCUGGAUACUUUCAUAUACAGUCUACCAAGCCGGAUACUAUUGGCGUUGCGCUCGCAGACACUCCAGCAGGCUUAGCAGCGUACAUUCUAGAGAAAUUCUCGACCUGGACCAAACCGGAAUACCGCUCAAAGCUUGAUGGUGGUCUCACUCAGCGCUUCACCAAGGAGAAGCUGAUUGAUAACGUGAUGGUCUACUGGGUGACCAAUAGUAUAACAACGUCUAUGAGACUGUAUUCUGAGACGUUUAAUAAGCGGUUCCUUGGAUUGGGGCUCGAUAGAAUACCAACCCCAGUACCAACCAGCGUUCUCCAGGCGAAGAAUGAACUUACCUACGAACCGGAUUGGGUCUUGAAAGUCAAAUACCCAAACCUCCUGAAAGCUGCUACCAUUGAUGAUGGAGGUCACUUCUUAGCCAUGGAGUUACCUGAUGUGUUUGCUAAGGACGUUUUGACAUCCAUCGCUUCGUUCAGGAAUUGGCACACGAAUAGUAGGAGCGAGUUGUGAAUAAAGUUGUAAAAUAUG